UCUUUCUUAAGAAAGAAAAACCUACCAAAUGGUGAAAGCCAUGUAUCUCUUCGUCUUGCUGUUGUUCCUUGUUUUCAACGGCCAGAUUGAAAGCAGCCCAUUCCCACAUCACUUAGGCCCACGUCCUGUACAUAAACACAUAUUCAUCUUAGCCGGUCAGAGCAACAUGGCCGGCAGAGGAGGGGUCCACAACGGUACAUGGGAUGGGUACAUUCCCUGCGAGUCCCGGUUAGACCCAUCCAUCGUCCGGUUGAACUCCCAGCUUCAAUGGGAGAAGGCCCAUGAACCGCUCCACGCUGAUAUCGAUGUCAACAAGGCGUGUGGUGUGGGCCCUGGCAUGGCCUUCGCUAAUGCCAUCAGAUCUCAGUGGAACGUUCCUCUUGUGGGUCUGGUUCCAUGUGCCAUUGGAGGGACCAAGAUCAAGCUGUGGGAGCGAGGUGAGGUGCUAUAUGAGAAUAUGGUUAGAAGGGCGAAGGAGUCUGUGAAGGAAGGAGGGAUGAUCAAUGCUCUUCUUUGGUACCAAGGUGAGUCGGAUACCAUAACAGAGGAGGAUGCGGAUGCAUACAAGUCGAACAUGGAGAAACUCAUCCAAGAUGUACGUUCCGAUCUAGGGAUGCCUCUGCUUCCAGUAAUCCAGGUAGCUCUUGCAUCAGGUGAAGGUCCUUACAUAGAGAAGGUAAGAGAAGCUCAGAAAAGCAUCACUCUUCCAAAUGUUAUGUGGGUCGAUGCCCAGGGAUUGCCAUUGAAUGAGGACCACCUACAUCUAUACACACAUUCUCAGAUCCUCCUUGGCAGGAUGUUGGCUCUUGCCUACUUAACCCAUUUUGCAAAUCCCCACUUCUAAUCUACACUUUCUUUUGAUACACCUGAUUUUUGGGCCCAACAUAAGACAUGGGUCACUUGUAUUUUAUAGCAUGUAUGUUCCUGACAAUAUUGAAGGGCCAUGUUGGAUCCAUGACUUAUUAUUAUUAUGGAACAAAUGGAAAAUAAAAUAUAAAAAAAACCAUACCUUUA
Molecule: messenger RNA, 1014 nt
Organism: Magnolia sinica
Lineage: Eukaryota; Viridiplantae; Streptophyta; Magnoliopsida; Magnoliales; Magnoliaceae
Product: probable carbohydrate esterase At4g34215
Exons: 2
Coding region: 29-844 (271 amino acids)
Source: RefSeq, a predicted model, not a curated record